AUGGACGACACAACACCUCCAUCUGACUCGUCGCCGUCGCGAACCUCUCCCACGCUUCUCGGCACCGUGGCUCUCCGAUUAUUCCACUGGGACAAGCUCUUCGAAUCCGACAGUCCUCCCCGACUUGGCAUCGAUGUCAGCAAGCGUAUACCUUACGCGACCAUGUCUGGAUUCUCUGCGGGCCUAGGUCUAGGCUAUAUCUAUGGGAGCAACAAAGCAGGCCUUCAGUUUCGAGCAGAGAACGCACACCGAUUCCCGACGACUUCGACUGGCUGGUGGCAGUACCAUAAGACCAAAAACUACAUCUCAAUUGUGGGUGGUGUAAAAGAGGGCUUCAAAAUGGGAUUCAGACUAGGCGCUGGCUCGCUUGUGUUCUGUCUCUUUGAGGAAACAGUCGAUUAUGCCCGUCAUGAGGAGCGAGACUUUCUGUCCACGGUGACCGCGGGUUUGUCAUUUUCGGGGGUGUACAGCUUACUCGCCCGUCACGAUGUAUACACCGCUGCCCGUACUGCAAAGCUCGGGUUGAAGUUUGGACUUGGUUAUGGACUGGCGCAAGAUGCUCUGGAGUCAUUAAAAGGAAACCGACCGGCCUACGUGGACUUCUUCCUUGGGAAUCGUCGGUUGAAUGAGGGUAGAGAUCGUGUCUGA
Penicillium argentinense is the source of this 648-nucleotide messenger RNA. RefSeq lists its product as uncharacterized. The coding region runs from base 1 to 648 and encodes 215 amino acids. The transcript is spliced from 2 exons. NCBI's taxonomy places the organism in Eukaryota, Fungi, Ascomycota, Eurotiomycetes, Eurotiales, Aspergillaceae. The record is from RefSeq and is a predicted model, not a curated record.